Molecule: messenger RNA, 366 nt
Organism: Aureobasidium musti
Lineage: Eukaryota; Fungi; Ascomycota; Dothideomycetes; Dothideales; Saccotheciaceae
Source: the annotation of a GenBank genome assembly
AUGGCCAGAACUACCACCAACAAGCCUAUCAGCAAUGCAGAGGCUCAGAAGCUCUAUGCUCUGUAUGCUAAGAACAUCGAUGUCUGCUUCCUUCAAGUCACCUUCAGCGGUCCCGUUGGUGAACCUAUGGAUAUUCAUGGCGACAACAAGAGUGUGAAAAGCAAGCGCAACAUCACCUGCCACUCUGUCAGCAUGCGUACCUCGGACGGCAAGAACAAGGUCUGGGUUUACCGCGGUUCUGGAACCAAGUACCUGCAAGACACCUUCGAAGUUCCCGAUGGCACCAAGGAAGAGACUCUCAGAAUCAUGCUUGAGCGCGCCACUGGUCUGGACGCUGCUGGCAACAAGGUUGAGAUCACCACUUGA